Molecule: messenger RNA, 241 nt
Organism: Dentiscutata heterogama
Lineage: Eukaryota; Fungi; Glomeromycota; Glomeromycetes; Diversisporales; Gigasporaceae
Source: the annotation of a GenBank genome assembly
UAAAGGACUUGGUAAGGAGUUUGCCAAGUUAAUGGCUUCUAAAGGUGCACAUGUCACAAUUAGUGCUAGAGGAAAAGGUGACUUGGACCUUGCCCUAGAAGAAAUUAAAGAAGCAGCUCAAAGUCGUGGAGAUUAUGAAAAUUUGAAAUUCAAUGUGGUUUCAGCUGACUUAUCAAAAUAUGAUGAUUCUAUUCGUGCACUUGAUGAAGCUUCGUCAAAGCAUGACGGAAGAGUACCUGAU